Molecule: messenger RNA, 2438 nt
Organism: Oncorhynchus gorbuscha (pink salmon)
Lineage: Eukaryota; Metazoa; Chordata; Actinopteri; Salmoniformes; Salmonidae
Product: zinc finger protein 23-like
Exons: 2
Coding region: 66-1436 (456 amino acids)
Biological process (GO): regulation of transcription by RNA polymerase II; central nervous system development
Cellular component (GO): nucleus
Molecular function (GO): DNA-binding transcription factor activity, RNA polymerase II-specific; RNA polymerase II cis-regulatory region sequence-specific DNA binding
Source: RefSeq, a predicted model, not a curated record
UAUUUUUUUUGUUGCUAACGAGACACUUAUCUGAGGUCGUCUGCUCGUCUUUCACGCUACUGAAAAUGUCCAAACUACAGGUGUUGAAUGCGUUUCUUACUCAGAAAUUAACGGCGGUGGCUGUGGAGAUAUUUGGGGCAGUGGAGAAAAUUAUAACAGUGUACGAGGAAGAAAUGUCCCGCUCAAAUGAGGAGAGCAAACGACUACAAAGACUACUGGAUUCGGUUUACAAACCAGAGAUAAGAUUACAUGAAACAGAACCCCAGCAGCUCACUGUCCCAGUCCCUGAGAAGGUUCCCUCUGAGCAGCAGCACUGUGAGCAGGAGUGCAGCCCAGGUCUGGAGCAGGAGGACUCAGACCCUACACAGAUUAAAGAGGAACAGGAGGACCCAGAUCACACACAGAUUAAAGAGGAACAGGAGGAGAUCAGGACCAGACAGGAGGAAGAGCAGCUUCAGGGGCUGGAGUCUGAUAUCAAAGAGUUCAUAUUCACUCCUUCCUGUGUGAAAAAUGACUGUGAUCAGGACCCCCCUCAGCCCUCACAUCUUUCCCAAACCCUAACAAUGCAGACCAGAGAGAGGGACUUAGUAUGUAUCAGCACAACUACAGAGAUGGAAACUGAACCUGAUGGCGAGGUUUACAGAGGAACAGAAUCAAACAGUUACUCUCCACCCGUCCCUGUAGUAAAUGGAACUCAAUGUGAAGUCAGUGAAAAUGUUAACGGGGGGGUGCCAGUGUUAAAGCUACUACCAGUGUUAAAGCUACUCAAAUCAAAGAGAAUGUGGACAAAUGAGAGACAAAAUUCCAGUACCUCUGCAGAGGGCUGGAAAACCGAUGCGAUGACCAAUCAGAAAUCAGCCAGUCAUGGCAAUGCUGCUCCUUGUUGCAAAGUCUGUGGGAAGUCUUUUAAAUUUCUGGUGGCUUUAAUUAAUCAUGCGCAAACAGUACAUGCAAAUGAUGCAAAACAUAUGUGUGGUGUGUGUGGAAAAAACAUGAACUCUUCUCAAUGUAUGAUAGAACACCAACAAUCUCACAUUGCAGAAAAACCUUUUUGUCAUAUUUGUGGCAAAUGUUUCCAUUGUAAUGCUAAACUGAGAACGCAUAUGCGUGUCCACACAGGAGAGAGACCAUAUUGGUGCCAAAAAUGUGGCAAAGGCUUCAGGCAGCAGCAAAACCUGAAAGAGCAUAUGAGGACUCAUACAGCGGAGAAACCGUAUCGGUGCGAAGAAUGUGGCAAAUGCUUCAAACACUCGAGCAGCCUGACCGUGCAUAUGAGGAACCACACGGGGGAGAGACCAUAUAAGUGCCAUUUUUGUGAGAAAUCCUUUGUCUCAGCAAGUAAACGAAGUCUCCACCAACGGAUUACAUUGGAAAGAACUGGAAACUGUUUCAGUGCAGCCAGUGCAGCAGAAGCUUUAGUGAUGUGGGGACCCUGAGAAAGCACAUGAAGAACAUGUACAAACAGUGCCCCCAAUUCCAAACCAACACCGCACCCCAAGCGACUCACUUCCUUCCAAUGUCACAUGUUGCUGAACUUAAAGAGGGUCACUUUCAGAAUGGAGAUUGUAAUUAGCUCCUAACCCCUCAAUAAUUUUCACUGAUUCAUCUUUGGGAGAACAAUGAAAUCUCCUGCAGUAAUCAUUCAGUGACAGAAGACAUGUAAUGUACACAGAACCAUGUAGUGUGAUACAGACCACCCAUACAUAGAAUGUAUGCACACAUGACUGUAAGUCGCUUUGGAUAAAAGCGUCUGCUAAAUGGCAUAUAUUAUAUAUUAUUAUUAUUAAAUCUUAUCCAGAGUGACUUACAUUUAUUGCGUUCAUCUUAAGGCAAGGUUUCCCAAAGUAGGUCCUAGGCCUCCCCCGAGUGCACACUUGUUUUUUUGCUUAGCACUACACAACUGAUUUCAAAUCAUCAAAGUUUUAUGAGGUGUUGGUUAUUUGAAUCAGCUAUGUAGUACUAGGGGGAAGAAAAUAUAAAAAUGUUCACCCAGGAGAAACCCUUUGAGAAACCCUGUCUUAAGGGAACUAGGUGAGACAAGACCAUAUAUCACAGUCGUAUAGUAAAAAAUAAAAAGUUUAAAUAAAUAAAUGCAUAUAGUGACCACUGAAUUGCUGUUACUGUAGGAUAGACAGUCCUACACCCUUCCACAUUAUGUGAUCAUUUAUUUUUGAAUUCAUUGUUUGUUUUUUGUCUACCAAGCUGAGAAUAUAUGGACAAUCUGUGCUGUCAUGUAGAAUGUUUAGGAUGUUCAUGUAAAGGUGUUGUUAUUGAGGCAUAGUUUUACUUUGUCUGUAAUAUCUCUGCUGUGAGAAAAUGGAAAAUAAGUUUUUUUUAAAAUAAGUGCUCUCCUUUGUCUUUUCCGCCAUGCAGCUUAGCAAAUGUUAAAAUAAAAUAGUAAUUGAAUUGAAAUAAUAAAUAAAAAAAUGUUCUGGCUU